AUGAAAAAAUUGCUUCGUCGGCGUUUUACUUUUAUGCAAAUUAUGAAAGAAAAAAAUGGAAAUGAUUAUACAAAAGAUGAAGUUAUUAAAAAAUGGAAAAAAGAAUUGGAAGAAGCUUGUUUAGAAGAAUCUAAACAAAAGUUUACAGUUGACGAUUUUGCUUUGUUUGUUUUUUUUUUGUUGUUUACAAAGCCGGCUUUAAAUUCUGUUUGUGCAAUUGUUGGAAGUGUUUUGGCUCAAGAGGCGAUUAAAGCUUUAUCUCAAAAUGAUGUUCCGUUAAAAAAUAUUUUUCUUUAUUCACCCGUGGAUUCAUCUGGAACUGUAUGUGAGAUCUCAGCUUAA
Meloidogyne enterolobii is the source of this 342-nucleotide messenger RNA. The record is from the annotation of a GenBank genome assembly. NCBI's taxonomy places the organism in Eukaryota, Metazoa, Nematoda, Chromadorea, Rhabditida, Meloidogynidae.